Diprion similis is the source of this 1716-nucleotide messenger RNA. Its product is annotated as very-long-chain 3-oxoacyl-CoA reductase-like. Gene Ontology annotation, cellular component: endoplasmic reticulum. The transcript is spliced from 4 exons. NCBI's taxonomy places the organism in Eukaryota, Metazoa, Arthropoda, Insecta, Hymenoptera, Diprionidae. The record is from RefSeq and is a predicted model, not a curated record. Gene Ontology annotation, molecular function: oxidoreductase activity. The coding region runs from base 579 to 1568 and encodes 329 amino acids.
UUGGGUCAAGAGAAUUAUUGAGUAAAAAAAUGAAUAUGAAGCAAAACGAUCUUCGAAAAAAUCGUCGUCGCGAGGAUUCGCGAGAUCAAGUUCUCUAGUGCUGCAGCGAAAAUGGACCCUGACCUAGAAUAAUUGUGGGCCAAAGAAAGAAGGAAGGAAGGACGGAGUUCCGCGACGCGUCGCGACGCCGAGUCAGUGAAGUAAAAGGUAAAAGCGCAGCCGUGACAUUGCCGGCGCAAGCGCUUCGGCAGUGCGUUUCUGUAGGCAACUCGCUGCGCACCGUCGACGGGUCGAUGCCGUUUUCAUCCUCAUGGUGUCCGAGCUUUGUCGCAUCACCGUUAUCGUUUCACCCGGUACAGUUUCUCGACUUUUCGGAAGCCUCGAGAUACGCACAAAAAAUAUAGCAAAAGUUCCACGACGGCACGUCAUUAUACUAAUCGGAUGUUCACGUGACUGAUAGCGGCUUAUCGUUAUAAAAACGUGUGCUGACCGCGGCAGUUAAAGCCUUACGAUCACGAGCAACGGUUCGAAGUCUGGAUAGAGUCAAACGUAACUGAAAGCCCGUAACGAGUCCAAAAAUGGCGUUGACCUGCUGGGAGAAAAUCACGAUUGUUGUGGUAGCAGCGGUGGGAUUGAGGAUCCUGAUAAGGGCGAGUGGUCUCGCCUGGAAAAAGCUCAUCGCCCCGCAACUUGGCCUUGGACUUGACGUCGCGUCCCAAGGUCGUUGGGCCGUCGUGACGGGUGCGACGGACGGACUGGGAAAAGCCUUCGCCGAGGCGCUGGCUGCCAAGGGCUUGGACAUACUUUUGGUCUCCAGGUCACUGCCCAAGCUGGAGCAGGUCGCCGCCGACAUAAAACAGCGAUUUGGAAUCGAGACUCGAGUCCUCGAGGCCGAUCUGACGCAGGGGCAGCCCGUAUAUUCGAAAAUCGCAACCUGCGUCGAGGAGCUCGAGGUUGGCGUCUUAGUGAACAACGCAGGUACGAGCUACGAGCAUCCGGAAGUGUUCACGAAUGUCUCAGAAGAGACAAUCGCUCGUAUACUGCAGCUCAAUGUUGCCGGAGUGACGGGGGUGGCUCGAGCGAUACUUCCAGGGAUGAUGGAGCGCCGGAAGGGGGUGAUAAUAAACAUCAGUUCAAUGUCAGCGGCCAUUCCAAAUCCCUAUUUGUCCGUCUAUUCGGCGAGCAAAUCUUACGUUGACAAGUUGAGUGCCGAUCUCGCGGUCGAAGCUGCGCCACGUGGUGUCACGGUGCAAUGCGUUCUUCCGGGUCCGGUUGCCACCAAAAUGUCGAAAAUCAGGAGGUCGACUUGGAUGGCACCAUCGCCGGAAAAGUUCGUCGAGUCGUCCUUGAAGACGGUGGGCAUCGAGUCUCGAACGACGGGCUAUUUUCCGCACUCUUUGCUGGUCGGGACAACCAACGCGAUUCGUUGCGUGUGCGAAAAAGCGGCCAUUUGGCUGAUCGCGAGGACGAUGUUGAACAUUAGGAACCGCGCUCUGAGGAAAAAGGACAAGGACGAGCCGAAGACCGUCGAGUCGAUUCCAAACCGCGCUCAAGCCACGACUGAUUAAUCAAGGAAGGGGGGAGGAAGGAAAAGUCUUAAGGAUUCUUCCUCUCCUCACUGCAAAGAAAUCCUGACUUUUUAUAAUAGCUUAUUUUGUUUCUGUUUCAUACUCUCUCACGCCAAUUGUUGGCUAGAAUAAAUUGUUAUCGUUGAUC